AUGGCUCCAACGUUACAACAGUGCCCCGUCUGCUUUAACCACUAUAGAAGCACUCCAGACGGGAAGUUAUGUCGGCACGGAGGUAAAGUGAAAGGACAGGAAUGCUCGGGGUCCCGGAAAAAAGUUGAUCCAUCGGGCGCGAGGGUUGCUUCGCCUCUCGGUGCCGCACCCGACCCCAAGCCUGGGUUGCCCACACGGUCGACGGCCGCAUCGGUGUCCGGUGAUCCUCUCGACCUGGAUUACUCUGGUGUUUUUGACAAGCUGGCAGCCAUGCUAAAAUGUGUACCGGUGUACGACCAUAUCCCUAAGCCAUGCAGAGAGAAGUUCGCACAUGAUCUGAACGCCUGGCUGACGGCUGUUUGUAAUGACCCUGGUGACCCGGCUCACUGGGUUAGACUCCACUGUUUUGUCUCAUACGUCUUACAGAAGACUUUCAGAGGGGGUCGCCGUGUCAACCAGGGCAAUCUGGUCAACAAGCGUCUAAGCGAAUAUUCAACUAUUGGUCUUGAAACCCUGGGAAACCUGUCCUCGGCUGUCAGACUUGUCUGUUCGCCGGAGGGCCUGGCGGAGAGCUCGCCGGCCACCUUCGAUAAAUUAUGUUCCAUCCACCCAAAAAUUCCGAUGGACAGGCGGGUCUUUCCCGCAUUGACACCAACGGCUGGUUGCGUUUCUUCCGCCGAGGUGCUGAGGGCCGUUAAAUCGUUCAAAAACGGUUCUUCUGGAAGCCUGUAUGGCCUACGACCCCAGCACCUUAAGGAUGUUUUUUCAGGCCCCUUGCCAAUCGACGACACACUGAACUCCUUAACCCAAUUCAUUAAUUUGAUCCUUUCUGGAGCUUGCCCACUCUCCGUCCGCCGUUUGCCCAAAUUGAUGUACUUCCUGCGUACAUCCAAACACAUUGACCCUUCUAAAUUAGGCGAAUUUGACAGAGCCCUGCGCACCGCCCUGUCGUCGAUUUGCAAUGUUCAAGUGACCGACAAUGUCGAUGAAAUUUUGGAAGGCCACAUCUACAUCAUCGCAGCUCAGCACACUUGUCCAAUCGGCAUUACAUAA
Messenger RNA from Helobdella robusta, 1053 nucleotides. RefSeq lists its product as hypothetical. Lineage: Eukaryota; Metazoa; Annelida; Clitellata; Rhynchobdellida; Glossiphoniidae. The coding region runs from base 1 to 1053 and encodes 350 amino acids. The record is from RefSeq and is a predicted model, not a curated record. The transcript is spliced from 4 exons.